AUGAAGAUUAUGCUGCCUGGUGGAAACUUUCAAGCCCAGCAAACCGUCGGGCAGCUUCAAGUCGGCGAGUACCACAAGCCUUCCGCUCUGGAGGCAUCGGGUGUACCGAACACCACCGCGGUCUUCCACCGCUCGCCGUGUCCGGCGCUCAACGCGCUAGCAAACCACGGGUACCUGCCUCGCAACGGCAAGGAUAUCCCGAAGGGCGUGCUCAAGGCUGCGAUCAUGAACGUGUUCAAUAUGGCGAACGACACCGCCACCUCGCAAGUGGGCCAGGUGUCCGACGUCUUCUCGCUCGACUUCUUGAGCAAGCGCAACGCACCCGAGCACGACGCGUCGCUGGUGCACACGGACGCUUACUUCGGCCACGACCCGAUGGAGGUGAACAUUACUCUCGUCGACGACCUGUUGGCCCGCACUGACAGCCACGACAUGAUCACCACGACUGCCGUCGCCCAAGUUCGCAAGGACCGAGCGACGCUGUGCGAGACCAGCAACCCGGAGUGCACCUUCGGAGACAACGAGAAGAAGAAGUCGUUCACGCAAGCGUCGCUGCUGUUGAUGGCGCUCGGAAAAGGUGACGAGAUCUCAGUGGAGCACGCGCGGUCGUUCCUGGUCGACGAAAAAAUCCCCAGCGACGUUGUGAAGGCGAAGGAGCCUGUCACGCUCGCGGCCAUCGGGAAGAAAUCCGCCGAACUCGUUGCUCAGGCCUCGUAG
Messenger RNA from Phytophthora sojae, 717 nucleotides. RefSeq lists its product as hypothetical. Gene Ontology annotation, molecular function: peroxidase activity. The transcript is spliced from 2 exons. The record is from RefSeq and is a predicted model, not a curated record. NCBI's taxonomy places the organism in Eukaryota, Oomycota, Peronosporomycetes, Peronosporales, Peronosporaceae. The coding region runs from base 1 to 717 and encodes 238 amino acids.